Molecule: messenger RNA, 7718 nt
Organism: Heterocephalus glaber (naked mole-rat)
Lineage: Eukaryota; Metazoa; Chordata; Mammalia; Rodentia; Bathyergidae
Gene: Znf236
Product: zinc finger protein 236
Biological process (GO): regulation of transcription by RNA polymerase II
Cellular component (GO): nucleus
Molecular function (GO): RNA polymerase II cis-regulatory region sequence-specific DNA binding; DNA-binding transcription factor activity, RNA polymerase II-specific
Source: RefSeq, a predicted model, not a curated record
AUGAGGUUCCAGGCCUUUUGCAGCAGGAAAGAUGAGUCCGUAGGUAUGCGGUCCAAGGCAUCCAGAAAUGCCUUGCUUCUGCAGCGCGCUGGGGCGUGCCCACGGUGGGCACCGGGCUUAUCCCGGAAGGCUGCCCCGCCGAGCCUCUGGAGUGUCUGGCGUGCUCUCAGGGGCCGCCCGUUUUCUCCGAGGCGGCGGCGCCGAAAGACUGCAGGGUACUCUGCAGCACACAAUGGAGUUUUAACAUUGGAUGCGGAGAACAUUGAUUGUGACUGCCCAGUCCCAAACUUCCAUAAAUGUGAAAUCUGUCUGCUGUCUUUUCCUAAAGAGUCCCAGUUUCAACGCCACAUGAGGGAUCAUGAGCGAAAUGACAAGCCACAUCGAUGUGAUCAGUGCCCCCAAACAUUUAAUGUUGAAUUCAACCUGACACUUCACAAAUGUACCCACAAUGCAGAAGACCCUACUUGCCCUGUGUGUAACAAGAAGUUCUCCAGAGUGGCUAGUCUCAAAGCGCAUAUUAUGCUCCAUGAAAAGGAAGAGAACCUCAUCUGUUCUGAGUGUGGGGAUGAGUUCACAUUGCAGAGCCAACUGGCCAUACACAUGGAGGAGCACCGACAGGAGCUGGCCGGUAAGCGUGUCCACACCUGCAAGGCUUGCAAGCAACAGUUUGAGACCUCGUCAGAGCUGAAGGAGCACAUGAAGACUCACUAUAAAGUUAGGGUAUCAAGGUCUUAUAAUAGGAACGUUGACAGAAGUGGUUUUACAUAUUCAUGUCCACACUGUGGAAAGACUUUUCAAAAGCCAAGCCAGUUAACACGACAUAUAAGGAUACACACAGGUGAAAGGCCAUUUAAAUGUAGUGAGUGUGGAAAAGCUUUUAACCAGAAGGGGGCGUUGCAAACCCACAUGAUAAAGCAUACAGGUGAAAAACCCCAUGCCUGUGCCUUUUGUCCUGCUGCCUUUUCUCAGAAAGGGAAUCUUCAGUCCCAUGUACAGAGAGUUCAUUCAGAGGUCAAGAAUGGUCCUACCUAUAAUUGUACAGAAUGUAGUUGUGUAUUUAAAAGCUUAGGUAGCUUAAAUACUCAUAUCAGCAAGAUGCAUAUGGGUGGCCCCCCUAAUUCCACAAGUUCUACGGAGACUGCACAUGUUAUAACAGCCACACUCUUUCAGACCUUACCUCUUCAGCAGACAGAAGCCCAGGGCCCCUCAGCCUCAAGUCAGCAGAAUUCUCAGGCAGUGACUGAUGUCAUCCAGCAACUCUUGGAACUCUCAGAGCCAGGACCUGUGGAGUCACAGCAGUCACCGCAGCCCGGGCAGCAACUAAGUAUCACAGUGGGCAUCAACCAGGACAUUCUACAGCAAGCCUUAGAAAACAGUGGGCUGUCUUCACUUCCAGUUGCAGCACCUCCCAGCGACUGCAGCCACACCAAGGCAUCCACAGCACCAACUCAGAGUCCAGACACCUCCAGUGUUUCCACCGAGCAAGGUGACCCUUCCGAUGCAGGGCAGGAUAAAGGGCAGGAAAGCCCCGAGAAGUUGGAUAAAAAAGAGAAAAAAGUGAUAAAGAAGAAGUCACCAUUUCUACCAGGCUCAAUUCGUGAGGAGAAUGGAGUGCGGUGGCAUGUGUGCCCCUACUGCACCAAAGAAUUCCGGAAACCCAGUGAUCUUGUGCGCCAUAUCCGUAUCCACACCCAUGAGAAGCCUUUCAAGUGUCCACAGUGUUUCCGGGCCUUUGCUGUGAAGAGCACGCUGACAGCUCACAUCAAAACCCACACUGGUAUCAAGGCCUUCAAGUGCCAGUACUGUAUGAAGAGCUUUUCCACCUCAGGGAGCCUCAAGGUACACAUCCGCCUGCACACAGGAGUUAGGCCUUUUGCUUGUCCUCACUGUGACAAAAAAUUUCGAACCUCAGGCCAUAGGAAGACUCACAUUGCUUCCCAUUUUAAACACACGGAAUUACGGAAGAUGAGGCACCAGCGCAAACCUGCAAAAGUUCGUGUUGGGAAGACUAAUGUUCCAGUCCCCGACAUUCCUUUGCAAGAACCAAUUCUCAUAACUGACUUAGGUCUUAUCCAGCCCAUUCCAAGAAACCAAUUUUUCCAAAAUUAUUUUAAUAAUAAUCUUGUAAAUGAAGCAGAUAGACCUUACAAGUGUUUUUACUGUCAUCGAGCAUAUAAAAAAUCUUGCCACCUUAAACAACAUAUCAGAUCACAUACAGGUGAAAAACCUUUUAAAUGUUCUCAGUGUGGAAGAGGCUUUGUUUCUGCAGGUGUGCUCAAAGCACACGUCCGGACGCACACUGGACUGAAGUCUUUCAAGUGUCUAAUAUGUAAUGGAGCCUUCACUACUGGCGGUAGCUUACGGCGACACAUGGGCAUACAUAAUGACCUCCGUCCCUAUAUGUGUCCUUAUUGCCAGAAAACAUUUAAGACCUCACUAAAUUGCAAAAAGCACAUGAAAACCCAUAGAUAUGAACUUGCCCAGCAGCUUCAGCAGCACCAGCAAGGUGCUUCAGUUGAUGACAGCCCCAUGGACCAGCAGAGCAUGCAAGUGUCAGCUCCCUUGCCAGUAGAGAUUGAGAGCACUGAGCUGCAGCAGACGGCUGAGGCAGUCACAGCAGACCCUGAGGCCAUGCUGGACCUGGGGCCACAGCAUGUGGUUGGCACAGAGCAGGGAGCACUUGGGCAGCAUCUGACAGAUCAGCCUUUGGAAGCCGAUGAAGAUGGGUUUGCAGCCCCUCAGGACCCUCUGCCAGGGCACAUAGACCAGUUUGAAGAGCAGGCUCCCCCGCAGCAGUCCUUUGAGCCAGCAGGGCUAUCACAAGGCUUUACAGUGACUGACACAUACAAUCAACAGACUCAGUUUCCACCUGUACAACAACUGCAAGAUUCUAGUACUCUUGAAUCCCAAGCCUUAUCCACAAGUUUCCACCAGCAGAACUUACUGCAGGUUUCAAGCUCUGACACAAUUAACGUAACAACUCAUUUGAUUCAGGAAUCGUCCCAAGAGGAGCUGGACCUGCAGACACAACGUCCCCAGUUCUUAGAGGAUGGUGAAGACCAGAGCAGGCGCUCUCACAGGUGUGAUUAUUGCAACAAAGGCUUCAAGAAGUCCAGCCACUUGAAGCAGCACGUGCGAUCGCACACAGGGGAAAAGCCCUAUAAGUGCAAGCUCUGUGGGCGUGGAUUCGUCUCUUCCGGUGUCCUCAAGUCCCAUGAGAAGACGCACACAGGAGUGAAGGCUUUCAGCUGCAGUGUCUGUAAUGCCUCGUUCACAACCAAUGGCAGCCUCACCAGGCACAUGGCCACACACAUGAGCAUGAAGCCUUACAAGUGUCCGUUCUGCGAAGAGGGCUUCCGCACUGCGGUUCACUGCAAAAAGCACAUGAAGAGACACCAGGCAGUCCCAUCUGUUGCAUCAGCAACUGAAGAAACAGAGGGAGGAGAUGCAUGUAUGGAGGAAGAGGAAGAAAGCUCUGACAGAAAUGCAUCAAGAAAGUCCCGUCCUGAGGUGAUCACCUUCACAGAGGAGGAGACGGCCCAGCUAGCCAAAAUUCGUCCUCAGGAGAGUGCUACGGUGUCUGAGAAGGUCCUGGUGCAAUCAGCUGCAGAAAAGGACCGCAUUAGUGAAAUGAAGGAUAAGCAGGCAGAGCUGGAGUCCGAACCUAAGCAUGCCAAUUGCUGCACCUACUGCCCCAAAAGCUUCAAGAAGCCCAGCGAUCUGGUGAGGCAUGUUCGAAUCCAUACUGGAGAAAAGCCAUAUAAAUGUGAUGAAUGUGGAAAGAGUUUUACUGUGAAAUCUACCCUUGAUUGCCAUGUGAAGACCCACACAGGUCAGAAGCUGUUCAGUUGUCAUGUCUGCAGCAAUGCCUUUUCUACAAAAGGAAGUCUGAAGGUCCACAUGCGCUUGCACACAGGAGCAAAGCCUUUCAAAUGCCCACACUGUGAGCUACGCUUUCGUACAUCUGGGCGAAGGAAGACUCACAUGCAAUUUCAUUACAAACCAGACCUGAAGAAAGCCAGAAAACCCGUGACUCGAAGCUCAUCAGAGGGACUGCAGUCUGUAAACCUUCUCAACUCUUCCUCCAGUGACCCUAAUGUGUUUAUCAUGAACAAUUCUGUCCUAACAGGACAAUUUGAUCAAAAUUUGCAAGGACUGGUGGGCCAGGCUAUUCUUCCUGCCUCAGUGUCAGCUGGUGGUGACUUGACAGUGUCUUUGACAGAUGGGAGCUUGGCCACCCUGGAUGGCAUCCAGUUACAGUUGGCUGCAAAUUUGGUUGGACCAAAUGUUCAGAUUUCUGGAAUUGAUGCCUCCAGCAUCAAUAACAUCACAUUGCAGAUUGAUCCAAGCAUUUUGCAGCAAACGCUUCAGCAGGGCAACCUUCUUACUCAACCACUCCCAGGGGAGUCUGGUGUGGCCCCACAGAACACUGGACAGACAUCCGACAGCACAGUCCCAGCCAGUGUCGUCAUUCAGCCCAUCUCAGGCCUUUCUUUGCAGCCCACAGUGACAUCUGCUAAUCUAACCAUUGGCCCGCUAUCUGAGCAGGAUUCUGUGCUGACCACCAGCAGCAGCGCAGGGACCCAGGACCUCACUCAAGUGAUGACUUCACAAGGCCUCGUGUCCACCUCCACAGGCCCACAUGAGAUCACCCUGACCAUUAACAACUCGAGUCUCAGCCAGGUUCUAGCCCAAGCUGCUGGCCCCACUUCUGCGUCAUCCUCGGGGUCUCCACAGGAGAUUACACUGACUAUCUCUGAACUUAACCCCACGAGUGGGACCCUUCCUUCAACAACACCAAUGUCGCCAUCAGCCAUCUCCACUCAGAACCUAGUCAUGUCCUCAUCAGGUGUAGGGGGAGAUGCCAGUGUUACACUGACCCUGGCUGACACUCAGGGCAUGCUGUCUGGAGGCCUGGAUACAGUUACGCUGAACAUCACCUCUCAGGGUCAACAAUUCCCAGCAUUGCUCACGGAUCCCUCUCUCUCAGGCCAAGGAGGAUCAGGCUCACCACAAGUUAUAUUGGUGAGCCACACCCCACAGUCAUCAUCGGCCACUUGUGAGGAAAUAGCUUACCAGGUGACUGAUGUCUCUGCCCACCUGGCCCCUGGCGACCAGCCUGAGAAGGAAUGCCCCGCGCACCAGUGCCUGGAGUGUGACCGCACCUUCUCAUCAGCUGCAGUGCUGAUGCACCACAGCAAGGAGGUGCACGGGAAGGAGCGCAUCCAUGGCUGCCGCAUCUGCAGGAAGGCCUUCAAGCGUGCCACACACCUCAAGGAGCACAUGCUGACACACCAAGCUGGCCCUUCCUUAAGCUCUCAGAAGCCAAGAGUGUUCAAAUGUGAUACUUGCGAAAAGGCAUUUGCCAAACCAAGCCAGCUGGAGCGACACAGCCGCAUUCACACAGGGGAGCGGCCAUUCCACUGCACGCUCUGUGAGAAGGCCUUUAAUCAGAAGAGCGCGCUGCAGGUACAUAUGAAGAAGCACACGGGGGAGAGGCCCUACAAGUGUGACUACUGUGUCAUGGGCUUCACACAGAAGAGCAACAUGAAGCUGCACAUGAAGCGAGCGCACAGCUUUGUCGGAACCUUGCAAGCAGCCACUGUUCCUCAGGAGCAGGAUGGAGAGGAGCUGCGGACACUGCACCUGGAGGAGGUGGUGCAGGAGGCUUCGGGGGAGUGGCAGACCCUCCCCAAUGUGUUCUGAGGCGGCGAGGCCACCUCCAGGUGCUUCUGGAGCAAUGCUGGCAAAGAACAGAGCACUCACAAUUUCUAUUUUAAAGCUUCGAGUAUUAAAAAUGUACCACAAUAUUUUUUAGCUAUAAAAUUAUCUAAAGAAUCAUUGUCUUUCAGAGACUUAUAGCAAAAAAAACUAGGAAAAAAUGUAACCACAUUGUUCUCAUUUGUCUACAAAUCACUGAACUCAGGUACUACAAUAGUCAGUUUCAUCUUCUCCAUGGCCAGUGGAUCUAGUUAAAAAGAAAUUAACUGGAUCUUACUAUUAUUGUAGUGUGAUUUCUUUGUAUUAGCAAAGACAAAAGUUAACAUGAACAAAAUAUGUAAGAUUUUCCCUCAUGCUUUCUGUUAUAAGAAGCAUUGCUUACAAAACAAACACAAGAUAGGUGCAUGAAGUUCAUAAAAAAAAUGUCCUAACAUACAGGGAAGUUUUUUCACUUUUUACUCUGUGCAUUUUGAAAAUUAGUAGCAAUUGACUUUUUAGCCUACCCUAAAUGAAUAUAAGUAAUACCUUGAGAGAUGGCUGGACCAAUUCUCUCUUCAUUAAUCCCUAGUUAGAAUGCAGGACCUGGGGUGCCAGCAGGGGGAAUUGAGGAAACAACCCCCAAGUGAGGACCAGCUGUCUGCACAGGAUGGUGACACACUUGCUGCAUGAGUCUGAUUGGUCAUGUGAGUCAGAUCCCUGCGGAAGCACAAGGCAUAGGCUGCAAGGAGAAAAUGGCAGAAUCGCCUCCUGGGAGCAAGUGCUGUCCCUGUCCACCUCAGUAAAUAAGUUUACUUGUAGUUUAAAGUUAAGAACCUAUAAAAACCCCAUGAUUUCCUCUUCAUGCAUAAAGAGAUGUGUUUUUUAUUUCAGGGAAUUCUUUAGUGUCAUCAGUGGUGCCACAUUAGACACGUCCCAAACCAAAUCCCACCUGUGCUGGGGCAAAGUGCACACGUCAUUCCUGCAGCAUUCCAAAGAUGGAAGGUUCUCUACUUCAUGUUAAUUUUCCUUUGAAAUUAUUUAUAUGUUCUAUAUAUAAAUACAAAUGUACAUAGACAAAUAUAUGGGCCUCUGUGUGGCUGAACAGUAUAUUUUGUAAAUAGAAACACUAGUCCCCAUCUCAGAGAACGCAUCCGAGGCUCACUUACCGAUGAGCACUUAAGAUCGGUAUUGUGUUCAUUUUAUUAAUAAAUGGGUAUCUUUUUCACUGUAACAUAGAGCUGGGUUUUAUUUUUUUUUUUCUGAAAAAUAAUUGCCUUUAUUUUCUCUCUUUGCCUCCUUGGUUUCAGAAGAGAGUAGUUUUAUUAUAAAUAUUGUAUGAACUUUGUAUGUUAAAAGAGAAGCUCAUUUCAGAUUCCUAAAGAAAGAGACAUUUCACUGUUAUUUUGAAAAGUCAUCUUUUGAUUUUGUUGUUUUUCACUUUUGGCAUUUGUAUACAAGUAACAUUGGCAGUGACAUGAAAACUUUUGUUAUGUGAAAAUAUUUAAGUCAGAAAAUUGUUAAAUAAUAUUACCUUUUUCCAAACUACUUUGUGUAUUGUAUAUUUUUUUAAGAAAAGAAAAGCCUUAUUUGACUUCUUGUGAUACUGGACUCAUUAUAAAUCCUGACACUCCCUGAAUGUCAGUGUGUUCACCUGGCUGUGGUAGUAUUUUCAGAAUAAUUGUAAUUGUGCAAGAGUUUUAAAGGCUCUGCUUUUAACGCACUUUUUCUUUUAUAGUUUUGUAUUAAAAUAUUUUAGAAAUGUUAAUUUUAGUGAACAGAUAUCCCCAAAGUUGAAAUUAUUGGAAUUUUAAAUUUCUGUUCUUGCUGGGUUAUUUAUUUUGCUUUUAGCAUUAAAUGUCAUCUCAGGACAUCUCUAAAAAGGGGUGUUAAAUUCUUAAUUGUAUAGAGAACAUAGUUUAGUGACUGUACUGGUUAAUUGUUGUUUAAGUAAGGCCUUAACUGGUGAACCCGAAGCCUACUUUUAUUUUGCUUAAAGAAAAAAAUCUAUCAAUAAUCCA